AAACGUAUUUGUAAUGGCGGCUUGAUUGUGUUGUGUGUGAUAGAUUUAUGAAAAAUACUAAAUUGUAGACUUAGUUUGUAAAAUUACUAAAAUAUUUAGGCUAAGUUACCGUUGUAGAUAGUAUUUUUUAUAUAAUUGAAACUACCAAUUGUUUUCAUUCAAACGCUGAAAAAUGUCAGAUACGAGUGAUUUGGACCGUCAAAUUGAGCAAUUGAAAAGAUGCGAAAUUAUUAUGGAGGCCGAGGUCAAGGCACUGUGUGCUAAGGCCCGGGAGAUUCUUGUGGAAGAAAGCAACGUCCAACGCGUCGACUCACCUGUAACUGUUUGUGGUGAUAUUCACGGUCAGUUCUAUGAUCUGAAGGAGUUGUUCAAAGUGGGUGGGGAUGUGCCGGAGACCAAUUACUUAUUCAUGGGUGAUUUUGUAGACCGAGGAUUCUAUUCAGUGGAGACUUUCCUGUUGCUACUGGCCUUAAAGGUGCGAUACCCAGACCGCAUCACACUCAUCCGGGGGAACCAUGAAUCCCGCCAGAUCACACAAGUAUAUGGCUUCUAUGAUGAGUGUCUCAGGAAAUAUGGAUCAAUCACUGUAUGGAGAUACUGCACAGAAAUCUUCGACUACCUCUCGCUGUCGGCUAUCAUCGAUGGGCGAAUAUUCUGCGUGCACGGCGGCCUCAGCCCGUCCAUACAGACCCUGGACCAGAUCCGCACCAUCGACCGCAAGCAGGAGGUGCCUCACGACGGACCCAUGUGCGACCUGCUGUGGAGCGACCCUGAAGACACGCAAGGCUGGGGCGUGUCGCCGCGCGGCGCCGGCUACCUGUUCGGCUCGGACGUGGUGGCGCAGUUCAACGUGUCCAACGACAUCGACAUGAUCUGCCGCGCGCACCAGCUCGUCAUGGAGGGGUACAAGUGGCACUUCAACGAGACGGUCUUGACUGUAUGGUCGGCGCCUAAUUACUGUUACAGGUGCGGAAACGUGGCAGCCAUACUGGAGCUGAACGAGAACCUGCAGCGAGAGUUCACGAUAUUCGAGGCGGCGCCGCAGGAGUCCCGGGGAGUCCCCUCCAAGAAACCUCAAGCCGACUACUUCUUAUAAUGUUGCUUACGAUAGACAAUUGAGGACGAGAGAAUCUAGUAUUACGGUUUUUAUUGUAGUGACAAAACAUUUCAAUGUGGACAUAAUUUUUAAUGUGAUCUUAAGACUGGUAAGUGUGGCCGAUCUGUGGAAACCCCCGGGAUGCGGCUGUUUUAGUGGUUAUUUUGUAUUUGCGGCGGCGGGAUAGUGUACAAAGUACUUGCUAAGAACUAGCAGUACUUAAGGAACAGUAUUUGUAAGCAAUGAAAAACGUAGUGCCUAUAUCUGUCUCCAGAUACUCCUCUGUUUUCAUCUUAUCAAAUAUGCGGAAGCAGCAAAUACAAAAUAAUCUAUUUGAGUUAACAGCUUUUGGUAAAACUGUACUAUUGAAAGCAUUAAGUUAUAAUUUUCUUCUAUAAUAUUAAGAAUGAUUCAGAAUGUAGUUGGUUAUGUUGGAAUCCAUAUCCCUCACCUCAAUUGAGAUUCCUGUACAACGGCAAUUCUGAAUAGAAUGUAUUGUUCAUGCCACAAAAAAUACAUACAUAGUCAAACAAUUCAAAUAUAAUAUCUUCCUGAACAAUAUGAUUUCCAUUCUACAUUACCGUCAAGCCUACGGCCAUUUCAAAUAUUUCAUAUUGCUAUUCAAUAUGUUAAAUGGCAAUAAGGUUUACUUUGCCAUUUACUUGAUGGUUAUCAUCUCCCAGCAGAUAUGGCAUGAACAGUACAUAAUUAUGUGAUGAACAAUGAAUAAAUGUAAUAAUUUAAGAAAUGAUUUAGUUUCCUUAGUUAGGUCAUGUUAGGUAAAGGAAGAUAGGUGUUUUUGUAAUGCUAAUUCAGACAGGAUAAAGUCACUGCCGAAUAACAAUAAACUGAUUUUGUAGAGAUUUGUUACAUAAUAAUGAUAAUAAACUACUCUGUCGUUAUAGUGUUUUACUAGUGUGAGAGAUCUCAUAGCGACUGUAUUGAACAAUUCCCGUUUUGUAAAAAACAAACAUCAGUAGGUAUUUAUUUUUUAAUCUUAAUGUUUUAGCUACAUUUCCUCUUCAUCAUAAACUCGUGCGUUAUAAGACUCCAUCACCUAGUGAAUGACUAACCAUUUGUAGGUUUUGGGGUGUCUCAGUAAAAUAAAUUGGUAUGUCUGUACCCACUCCACUUUUCUAUGGCAAUAUUGAAUUUGUAAGUAUAGUACCCCCGUGCAUUUUGACUUUCAUGUAAUGCAUAUUAUAUUUUAAUCCAUUCCUGUAAACUCUCAUUUUUAAAGCCAUAAUUUAACUAGUUUUAGUACUUACCUACCCAAAAAUAAAGCAACCCAGACAUUUUUUUGUAAUUAAAAUAACCUAGCCAUUAGCUAAAACACCUUUAAAUACAAAGUAUGUCUGUAGAUUUGCACAAAAUUUGCCAAAAUUUUAUUGUAACUACUUGUCUUAAAUUCUUUUGUAUUACCUAAUUUUACAUCAAUCAUUAAAAAUGAAAUAAGAGAAUCAAA
Plutella xylostella (diamondback moth) is the source of this 2561-nucleotide messenger RNA. RefSeq names its product protein phosphatase 19C (gene Pp4-19C). NCBI's taxonomy places the organism in Eukaryota, Metazoa, Arthropoda, Insecta, Lepidoptera, Plutellidae. Gene Ontology annotation, molecular function: protein serine/threonine phosphatase activity. The record is from RefSeq and is a predicted model, not a curated record.